AUGUUGGUUUACCCAAUAAGCAAGUUGUACCCCACCAGCAAUGAAGAUCCAGAACGCUUUGCCCCAUUCACAUCAUUAAGAUUAGCCUGGCAGGUGCAAGGCCCCGCCGCCUCUCCAACUCGCUGCCCCCGCCCCCACCGGACGUCCUCCCAGUACCGCCGGCUGCUCAGUGACAAGGGGCCACCUUCACUCGGGUACACCCAGGGAACUAGUAACAGCCAGGCGCUCCAGGGCAAAGACUCGGAGCCGCUGGCUAUCGAGGAAGAGCUGGGGAGAGAUCAGACCACAUUCUCCUGGAGCAAGAGCGCCGUGGAGCGGCUGAACAGAGGCAUCAUUCACGCCAGAGAACUGGUCCAGGAGUGCUUAACUGAGAUGGAAGGGAAUGCCUGA
This is a messenger RNA of Chrysochloris asiatica (Cape golden mole), 390 nucleotides long. Its product is annotated as cyclin-dependent kinase 2-associated protein 1-like. The record is from RefSeq and is a predicted model, not a curated record. The coding region runs from base 1 to 390 and encodes 129 amino acids. Gene Ontology annotation, cellular component: cytoplasm; nucleus. The transcript has 3 exons. Lineage: Eukaryota; Metazoa; Chordata; Mammalia; Afrosoricida; Chrysochloridae.